Brachypodium distachyon (stiff brome) is the source of this 1051-nucleotide messenger RNA. RefSeq lists its product as uncharacterized. Lineage: Eukaryota; Viridiplantae; Streptophyta; Magnoliopsida; Poales; Poaceae. The transcript has 5 exons. The record is from RefSeq and is a predicted model, not a curated record. Bases 102 to 818 code for a protein of 238 amino acids.
UAAAUUCCACGACGGGGACGAUCGCAUCGUGUCCUCCUUCCGGCUUCCGCGCCCCCCCUUCGCACCACCGCAGCGCGAUUGACUUUCUGCACCAGGCAGCCAUGGCGAGACCUCUGCUGCCGCCGCGCGGGCCGCUGCUCCGGCGGAUCCUCCUCGCUAGCGCACUCGCCGCCUCGUGCUCCUACUACCUCCUCGUCCUCCAGGCGCAGGCCUCCGUGCCGCCGCGCUACGACGGCUUCGCCUACAGGGCAGCCGCCUGGAAGGAUUCCGUCCUCGUCGAGGCCUUCCUCGACCCGCUCUGCCCCGACAGCCGCGAUGCGUGGCACCCGCUCAGGCUCGCCGUCGAGCGGUACUCCCCGCGGGUCUCGCUCAUCGUCCACCCCUUCCCGCUACCCUACCACACCUAUUCCUUCCAUGCCUGCCGUGCACUUCAUAUAGCUAACAAGUUGAACUCGUCAUCAACCUAUCCGUUGUUGGAGCUAUUCUUCAAGAACCAGGGAAAAUUCUCAAACCACGCGUUAUCAUCACUGUCAAGCACUGCGAUAACUGGCGAGAUAUCGAAGAUGGCAGUCCAGGCAGUUGGUAAUUCAGUCUCGGAGUUCCAGUCAGGCUUCAGUGAUGCGAGGACUGACUCGGCAGCGAGGGUUUCCUUCAAGUAUGGAUGCACAAGAGGAGUAGCUGGUGCGCCAUUCUUCUUCGUGAAUGGCUUCCUUCAGCCUGGAGGCGGAUCGCCCAUUGACUACACCACAUGGACCAACAUCCUGGACCCUAUCGUCGCGCAACACGGUGAAAAGACCGACAUGUUCACUUCUAUGUAAGUACUUCAAGUCUAUUACGAAGGAAUGAAGGAUGUCAAUGGUUGGCUAUUGUACAGAGUGCCAACGUGUGUAAGCUCAGCACUGAUAAAUACUGUUUCAUCUUGUAUGUGCCUCUCUUGCCUUUUUAUUUUAUGAAAACCCGGCAUUCAGACUGAGACAGUUUACUUGUAUAGCUUGUGGUUUUGUAAUUCAUCAGAUUGUUGGGGUUUUAAGUGAUUCAUUGUGACUGCAAA